UCGAGAAUGCGUUUUUGGCGCGAAGAGGUACGAGUUCGUAAACAGUAUAUGAAGUGCUACGGGCGAAACUGAACGCGAUUUUCUAAUUAAAAAAAAAUGGGUUAAACGAGUACGCGAACGAAUUUCUAUUAUUUAUGUGUUUAUUUUAAGUGCGAGAUGCGCGUGGAAUUUUGCAAAAAUGGCAUUCAAAUUAAUGAAUGUCAAUAUAUAUUGCUUAUUGGAUUUUUACUUUUAUUGGAUGUCACAUUUGGGAAUGAUAAUGAGGCGGCGCCCGAGUCUCAUACACUUUUGCCGGCAAAGGUAGUAUGGGGCGUGACCGGUAAAGACGUCGAACUUCCCUGUGACGUUACACCGCCAAUUCCAUCAGAUUCGGUUAAAAUGAUUUUCUGGUUUAAGGACUCCACGGGGAUGCCUUUAUAUAGCUUGGACGCAAGAGGGGGUCCGUUAAGUGAAGCAUCGCAUUUAGCAAUGACCGACGAGCUCGGUUCCCGCUCCUAUUUUAUAAUCGACGAAGAACCGGCUAAAGCUCGCCUCAGAAUUCAGAAAAUCAACGCGGAAGAUGAAGGGGUGUUUCGAUGUCGCGUCGAUUUCAUUAACUCGCCAACACGCAACUUUAAAGUUAACCUAACUUUAGUAGUGCAGCCAUCUCAGCCGAAAGUCUUUGACGUUGAGGGUAAAGAGGUUAACUCAGAUGCGGGACCUUUUUUAGAGGGACGUGAACUGUUUCUAUCCUGUCAAGUAAAUGGAGGUCGACCGCGUCCGUCAGUAAGUUGGUGGCAUAAUGGAACUGUUUUGGAUGGUGUUAUUGACUCUUCAUUAGAAUCGUACAAAAUUGUUAAUGACUUGGUAAUAUCCCGCUUACCUCGAAACUUUUACGGAACCUACCUGGAGUGUAAGGCAUCCUCGUCUCAUCUUGCCGGCGAUAUCGUACGAAAAAUCUCCCUAAAAGUCUACCUGAAACCCAACAAGGUAAAGAUCGUUUCGCCUAACGAUCUUCUUUCUGUCAACAAGGUGCAUACGAUACGUUGCGAAACUUCAGGCUCCUCGCCUCCUGCCAAGCUUUCGUGGUUUCUUGGUGGUAAACCUAUUAAAAGCUCUACCUUGACAGAGGAAGUGACGGAUUCGUUUACGACCAGUCUACUAACGUUGAAUGUUGAAGCAGAGGACGAUGGAAAAUAUCUCGUUUGUCGUGCAGACAAUCCACGGUAUCCCGGGGGAUCUACUGAGGACCGGAGACAGAUACAUGUUGCAUAUCCUCCCAAGGUAGCGGUAAAGUCCGACACGGGGUUGACGUCUCCAGUUAAGGAAGGAGCUAAUGUAGUAUUUAAGUGCGAAACUGUGGCCCGUCCCGACCCACACGGUUAUAAUUGGUACCACGACGGCCACCUAAUUCAAUAUAACAAUACGGCAGGACUUCAACCGAUGGAUAACAUCUUAAGAAUGGCGAAAGUAACAAAAUCGUCUGAUGGCCAAUAUUCCUGCUCAGCUGCAAAUACCGAAGGAGAAACAUAUAGCUCUCCUUUUACUCUCACAGUACAAUAUGCCCCACGUUGUGCUAAAGGAUUUGAAGUGAUGAGAGUCGGAGCGCUUUCUCACGAAGCUCUUACUGUUGAUUGUCACGUCGAUGCAUUACCCGAGGUAACGCGGUUUUCCUGGACGUACAAUACGAGCAAAGGAGUGCUUCCAGUGCAGGGAGCAAGAAUACAUAAUGAAAACGGCGUCUCAACGUUACACUUUGUCCCGGGCACUGCGGAUUUGGAAUCUUUAGCCUGUUGGGCCACCAACAGUGUUGGAAGACAAGAAAAACCGUGCCUGUUUUACAUAAUACCCGCAAGCAGUCCCGAAUCCCCGCACGGUUGUAGGCUUCGCAACUCGACUACCGGAGGAGUUGAGGUGACAUGUGUUGCUGGAAACGACGGUGGGCUCCCGCAAAGUUUCGUUCUUGAAGUUACGGACAUCGCAAUACCUGCACAACCGCCAAGUGUUACCACCUUAAGUGAUCAGGGGGAACGGUCCCUACCGCUAUAUCGAGUAUUAGGGGAACAUCCGACUUUUCGGUUGCAUAGCUUAAAGCCGGAUAGAGAAUAUCAACUUUUAGUGUAUGCGGUGAAUGCCAAAGGUCGCAGCGCGCCUCCCGUUGUACUGUCCAAAGUUAAAGUGGAAGUCCCCGUAGAUACAGUUCAAGAGAACGGAUCUACUGUUAUACCCAUAAUUGCCGGAGAAGGAUCGCCUCCGACAUCACAAAGUUUAACUCUUAUCCUAUUAGUGCUCACCGCAAUCGCUUCCCUUCUUAUAGUGGGUAUCAUCUCUGUCGCCACAAUUCUUGCAUGCAGGAAAAGGCCGCCUGCUGUAACAGGACAAAGUACGACAAGACACAAACCACCAGACGAUAUGGAACUUUCCGAGGCGGGAUUUAGCGAGGGUUUCCAGAGACGGAGCGCGCACUACAGAGCGAGUUUAUACUUACAAGAAAUUGAUAGAAACUCCCGACAAGCUACGGGACUCCCAUUUCGUUUUCAUCAAAUUCCUCGAGCUGGUUCGAUUAAAUAUCAAGUCCAGACCUAAUCCUUACACCCACCGCUUUUUGUGUACAACAAAGUUCCGAAUAUUAACAGAUGAUUUUGCUGACGUGGAAAAUAAGAAGCAAGAAAAAGUCGAAGGGAUCUUCAGAAAAACUCAGCAUAGGUCUCAAUUCAAUAUUUUACUAGUCAUUCCAACGCGAACCAUAUGGAGAACUGAGAAUAUUUUAUGUAUACGUCUUCUAAAUCCUUUUUCUAAUACUAUCCAUAGGUUGGCAAGUUAUUUUUAUUACCAGUUUUAGGAAUCAUUAAUUUGUUAGGGUUUAGAUUUUGUGAUAUCCCCAAUUAAUUGUGUUUUAACCUAUAAGUUUGUACGUAGUUUUCUGGUUUAAGGUUUUGUAAAUAAUUUUAAUUACUUUCGAACUUAUUAGCAGAUUUCCUGUAAUUUUAUGCAAUAUGUAGUACUUGUAAGCGCGUUAGGUUUUCGAAACGUAACUUCUGUAAUUUUACCACAUUAAGUUCCGUUUAAUUGUCUGGCGCAGAUGUAUUGAUUCUGUUUUAUUCACGUGCAAAUUUUAAUAAUACACGUGUGUUCAAAGUUGGUGUUCAUAUGAACCAAUCUCACAUCAAUCAGUAUUUUAAUUUAAGCCGCUACCUCCUACUAAAUUAUUUUUUAUAUUUCAUAAAAUGAUAGGCUUGCCUUAUGUAAAAUUUCAUAGAAAUAAAAGAAUUUGAGUAUUGUCUUAA
This is a messenger RNA of Photinus pyralis (common eastern firefly), 3266 nucleotides long. RefSeq names its product hemicentin-2 (gene side). The coding region runs from base 157 to 2565 and encodes 802 amino acids. Gene Ontology annotation, molecular function: protein binding. The record is from RefSeq and is a predicted model, not a curated record. NCBI's taxonomy places the organism in Eukaryota, Metazoa, Arthropoda, Insecta, Coleoptera, Lampyridae. The transcript has 14 exons.